This is a messenger RNA of Darwinula stevensoni, 633 nucleotides long. The record is from the annotation of a GenBank genome assembly. Lineage: Eukaryota; Metazoa; Arthropoda; Ostracoda; Podocopida; Darwinulidae.
AUGUUUACCUCCAAUAAAUCCAUCGAUUGUCUUCAUGGCGUUUCAGAUCCAAUGGAAUGCAAAUUGACAAGAAAGGGAGAGGAAUAUGCAGGGUUCACGAACGUAGCGAGGAAUGGAGAGAAGUGUCAACCUUGGCUGAGCCAAACCCCAAACAAGCAUUCAACGCUCCUUUUGCUGCCGAUGUUUCCCGAUCCUGGCAUCGACAGCCGCCACAGCUACUGUCGAAAUCCCAGCAAUUAUGCAGGCGGUCCCUGGUGUUACACCGAAACCGGGACUGGUCUCCAUGAAUGCGAAAUCCCAUUCUGCUGGGACUUCCUUAUGAAAUCAGCUCUAAAAGGCAAUCCGAUGUUAGAUCUGGACUGCCGACUGACAGAAAUGGGGAAGGAAUAUGUGGGGAUAGUGCAUGUGACGGAGAGUAGAACACCAUGUCUCUCGUGGGAUUUACAACCGUAUGGAAAGACUGAUGACUUCGAUAUUGAGAUCUCAUAUGAGAAACAUUUCCAUUGGGGAGAUCCAUCAAAGCACCGAAACUACUGUCGGAACCCUACAUCGAAGAAUCGACCAUGGUGUUUCGUCCACGAUCUAGAGAAGAAAUGGGAGUACUGCGACGUGCCCUUAUGUCCGAUUGCGUAG